AUGGCUGUGUUCAAGAGUAUGCGACAGCAGCCAACCGCGGCCGCCAUGCUCACGAGCCUGGCAUAUUCUGGGGAUCGCGCCCGAGCGCUGUGGCUGCUGCACGCCAUAAAGAUCCAUCGGAUAUGCCUGAAUGCGGUGGUGUUCAAGAGCUUGCUGAUUGCUUGUGUUCAUAUUCGGGUGCUGCGGCUUGCGAUCGAGCAGUUUGUGUCGAUGAGCUUUGAUUUUGGGCUUGGGCCUGGAAAAGAGCAUUACAGGUGCGUUCUCAACAUUUUGGCGAGGGUGGGUCAGCUCGAGCUUGCGGAAGAUUUGAUCGCCAACAUGCCGUUUGAGGAUAACAUGGUGGAUUGGGAGGCAUUGCUUGCCGCGUGCGUUGUUCAUAACGAUCGGCAACGAGGGAAAAGACUUGCUGCGAAGUUUCGAGGAAGAACUACUGUUGCUCAUGUUUUGCUAGCGCAACACGGUUUUUACAGUCAACGUGAUCAGUGUUUGUCUGGUUUUGAUGUUGCUUGUGGAAAUUAUCGCCCAGUGACAAAAACAAGGAGACAAUAG
Messenger RNA from Selaginella moellendorffii, 549 nucleotides. Its product is annotated as pentatricopeptide repeat-containing protein At3g13880-like. The coding region runs from base 1 to 549 and encodes 182 amino acids. The record is from RefSeq and is a predicted model, not a curated record. Gene Ontology annotation, molecular function: protein binding; RNA binding. Gene Ontology annotation, biological process: RNA modification. NCBI's taxonomy places the organism in Eukaryota, Viridiplantae, Streptophyta, Lycopodiopsida, Selaginellales, Selaginellaceae. The transcript has a single exon.